AUGUCUCUAUCCCCCCAUUCAUCUCCCUCCCUCCUUCAGCUUCACGGUGAUGCUCGGUCGGCUCGGGAUGCUCUACUGUUAUGGUGCCAACGAAGGACACAGGGCUACGCUGGCGUAAAUGUGCAGAAUUUCACAACAUCUUGGAACGAUGGCCUUGCUUUUGGUGCCCUACUACACCACCACUGUCCCGAGCUGCUUGAGUUUAACGAGCUAGACUCGAAGCUCCCUCUUAAGAACCUAGAAAAGGUUUUCAGCCUGGCCCAGGAGAAUUUAGGCGUACCGCGGUUGCUUGAUCCAGAAGGUAAAUCUAGUAGCUUGAAAUGUAUUCCUCUUAUAUUUUCACUUGUAGUAGCCUAA
Molecule: messenger RNA, 357 nt
Organism: Protopolystoma xenopodis
Lineage: Eukaryota; Metazoa; Platyhelminthes; Monogenea; Polystomatidea; Polystomatidae
Source: the annotation of a GenBank genome assembly